GCCAAUAAAAAAUAAAAUGUUCUGCCAAAUUUGCUGAAAAAUCCAUUUUUCAAGUUGCUUGUGGAUACAUGCAAACCUGAGUUUUCUUGCUAAUCAACGUCACAAUAAGCUAAACUAAAUGCCUCCUUUUCUCUUUUUUACUUCUCUUGCAACUCUUGAAUAUGUCUAACUUUGUAAGUUAUCAUUUGUUGUCUAUACCCCCAAAGACUUAUUUUAUAGAACGACGAUUUAUCGAGUAUGCUACCUAAAUCAUUUGGGCAAAAAUCAAAGCCAGAGAAGAUUAACGAACCCAAUGAUUGGGAUGCUUUGCGCGCCUUUAUGCCUACUUCUUUUGGCAAACAACAACAAAAGCGCGAUCUUACAGAAGACUAUAACAAGACAAAGCGAGAGACUACAAAAGAACAACCAAAGACACCUGAGAAAAAGCCAGAAAUCAUGACAGAUCAAUCAGUCGAUGAGAGUGACGAUGAUAUGGAUUCAGAAGAUGAAAGCUCCUUUCAUGUAAUUCCAACCUCCCAUGAGAUCAAGUUGAAUGACCAUAAUCGUACCGUGUCUUCCUUGACGCUUGAUCCUUCUGGCACACGUCUUAUUACAGGAAGUUAUGAUUACGAUCUCAAGUUUUGGGAUUUUGCAGGCAUGGAUCGAUCCUUCAAGCCUUUCCGCACCAUUCAACCAUGUGGAGAACAUCAGAUUCAUAAAGUACAGUAUUCAUUAUCAGGUGAUUCUGUGCUUGUCAUCUCUGGUAGUGCACGCGCGAAGAUAUUUGAUCGUGAUGGUACGGAGAUCUGUGAAUAUGCCAAGGGUGAUCCUUAUAUUCGUGACCUCAAACAUACAGACGGUCAUGUAGGCGCAUUAACAAGUGGGUCAUGGCAUCCUUCCGAUAAACAAGUCUUUGCUACAGGUUCGCAAGAUGGUACUAUUCGUGAAUGGGAUAUAGAACGCAAACGAAAACAAAAGACAACGCUUGUUUACAAGUCUCGGGAGCGAGGUGGAAGAUCUUCUUGUACUGCUUUGGCUUAUAGUCAUGAUGCCAAACACUUGGCUGGUGCGUACCAAGAUGGUACCUUACAAAUCUGGGGAACGACUGGGUCACAAAUGAGGCCUGCUAUCUCCAUUCCUGAUGCACAUCAAAAGGGCACAGAAACAUCAGGCAUUGUGUUUUCUAAAGACAAUCAUACCAUGGUCACUCGAGGAGGUGAUGAAUCUGUCAAAUUAUGGGAUUUAAGAAAUGCAAAGAAACCAGUCAAGACAGCCUAUAACCUUGACAUUGUAAAUCCUGAAGUGAAUGUCAUAUUCAGUCCUGAUGAAAAGCUUAUUUUGACUGGCACUGCUUGUCCAAAGGGUCAAGGUCAUGGCCAAUUAGUCAUGUUGAAUAGAGAUACACUUGAAGUCCAUGAGUCAAUAAAUGUCACUCAAUCAAGUGUUGUCAGUGUAUUAUGGCAUCCUCGUAUCAAUCAGAUCAUGACUGGCAGUGCUGAUGGCAUUGUGACAGUGUUCUAUAGUCCUACUCAUUCUCAACGCGGUGCUAAGCUAUGCGUUACGAAAGCGCCCAAGAAGCGUGCUGUGGACGACUAUCAGUCUACUGGACCUAUUCUUACUCCUCAUGCCUUACCUAUGUUUAAGGAAGGAGAACAGAGAAUUAGCAAGAGAAAGAGAGAAAAGAUGCGUUUGGAUCCUGUCAAAUCUCAUCGUCCAGAUUUGCCUGUCAAUGGUCACGGUAGAGGUGGUAGAGUUGGUAUGAAUCAACAACAAGCCGUUAUCAAAUCAUUUGCCAAAGAUACCACAAGAGAUGAAGAUCCUCGUGAAGCUCUUUUGAAAUAUGCAGAAGUUGCUGAAAAUGACCCUCAAUGGGUUGGCAAUGUAUAUAAAAAGACACAACCAAAGCCUGUAUUUGAGGAUGAGCAAGAGGAAGAAGAAACCUAGU
Molecule: messenger RNA, 1924 nt
Organism: Gilbertella persicaria
Lineage: Eukaryota; Fungi; Mucoromycota; Mucoromycetes; Mucorales; Choanephoraceae
Product: WD40-repeat-containing domain protein
Exons: 6
Coding region: 238-1923 (561 amino acids)
Biological process (GO): regulation of DNA double-strand break processing
Cellular component (GO): nucleus; site of double-strand break
Molecular function (GO): protein binding
Source: RefSeq, a predicted model, not a curated record